Cetraspora pellucida is the source of this 1087-nucleotide messenger RNA. The record is from the annotation of a GenBank genome assembly. NCBI's taxonomy places the organism in Eukaryota, Fungi, Glomeromycota, Glomeromycetes, Diversisporales, Gigasporaceae.
ACCCAUGUUUAGUGUUAGUGUUAUUUCUUGUAGGAAUUUGUGGAUUCCUACGUUAAGUCAAAAGCGGUUUGCGCAUGAUCUUGUCAUAAGGCAAAGAACAGGAAAACCUAUCAUCAAAUAUGGUUCUGUAGGCCGAUCUUCAGUGAGUGGACAUAUAGCAACUGUUUUUGGAUGUACAGGAUUUGUAGGACGUUAUAUUGUUAGUAAACUUGCUAGGCAAGGAACUCAAGUUGUUGUACCGUACCGAGAUGAAGACUCAAAGAGACAUUUAAAAGUUUGUGGUGAUUUAGGUCAGGUUGUUCCUAUGGAAGCUGUUAGGCAUUCUGAUAUUGUUUACAACUUGAUAGGUAGAGAUCAUGAGACAAGGAAUUUCACUUUUGAGAAAGUUCAUGUCGAAGGAGCUGCUAGAAUUGCUAAAAUUUCAAGAGAACUUGGUGUUUCUCGAUUUGUACAUGUAUCAGCCUUAAAUGCUGAUAAAUAUUCACCAUCCAAGUUCUUUCGUUCAAAAGCUUUGGGUGAAGUAGCUGUGAAAAAAGAAUUUCCUGAAGCAACUAUAGUUCGUCCUUCUACUAUAUACGGACAAGAAGACAGAUUUUUAACGAGAUAUGCAUCAACCAAAUAUGAAUAUAUGCUUAAUUAUGGUCAAACAAAAGUUAGACCCGUUCAUGUUUUUGAUGUUGCUCUAGCACUUGAACGUAUGUUAAAAGAUGAAUCAACCAUAGGAAAGACUUAUGAAUUAUAUGGUCCUCGUGAAUUCACAUAUGAAGAAGUUUUUGAUCUAAUUGGAGAAUUAAUUGAAAAUCGUAGAUAUAGACUUAAUAUUCCAAAACCAAUAGCGUUAGCUGUGACGAAAGCAUUUAAUCUACCUUUUCUACUAACAAUUUCUCCUGAAGAUAUUGAGAGAUUAUUUAUUAGUGAUACAAUUACACCAGGAGCAAAAACUUUUGAAGAUUUGGGAAUUCGACCGUUAAGUUUAGAGACGAACAGUCUUGGCAUUGUUAGAAGAUUUAGAAGCAGUAAAGCUUAUAGCCGACCUCUUGUAAAAGGUUUUGAGAGGAAGACAAAGGAAAUUCAUACUGAAUAUUGA